UACGGAUGCGCGAGAAGAGUGAGACGGCAAGCACGUGAAGUGAGCCAAACUACAUUGGUGCUGUGUAACUGGUUUCGCAUGUUGUGCCGAUGCCGUGCUGUCUUCCUCACUCGCUAGUUCUUCUCUUUGUCCAUUGGCUAUGAAGGCAGCACUGUUUCUGUGUUUCGUUAGCCAAUCAGAGAACAGCAAUUCGCUGCAUUCUCUCAAUUUAAGAACCUCGUUGCUCCCGGAUAUGGUUCUUGAAUUGAGAGAUUACUGUAGUUCUAUAAAGAGGCACUGACGGCAGUACGGAUUUUUAAUCCGAUUCUUUGGAAGUUAACAUAUCAAAUAUGGCUACCGCAAUACAAAACAUGACUCGAUAAAAAUGAAGACGAAUAAGCAAGUUGUCGCUGACUCAACAACGUCAAUGUUUUCUCAUUAUAUCGCCUGUUCUUUCGUGCGACACGUCUAUUUAACCUAUAUCGCUCGCUCAUAACAAUAGUACAUUCUGAAUAAUCAUGUGUGAAAGCCAAGAAGGUACGGUCAACGACAGCUGUUCAAAGAAGGAAGAAAUCAUGGACGAGACUAACAGAGGUGUUAAAAUUCGUUAUCAAAAGCAACUUAUAUAUAAUAAAUUGUUACCCUAUGUGGAUGAGUUGGACUCGGAUUCACAAGCUCUUUUCGCCGAAAUCAAAGGAAAUUUAGGACGAGCUAUUAUGCUCCGUGAAUUGCAACCUGGUUGUGUCAUUUGGGUUACUAGGUUGUACGAGUAUAUAAAGAUAUAUGGUUUAAAGUUUAGUAAAGAAGACCAUAUUCUUUUGAUCAAAUUAAUGUAUGAACUAGUUACAAUUCCAGAUCUAGAACCAUAUGUAAUGAGUGGAUCUUGUUUGACGUUAAUAUCAUUAUUAAAGAAAAAGGCACUAAUAUCUCCAGAAGAGCUAGAACUACCAUGGGAACCUCUUUACAAAUUAGCUUGUCAUAUGCAAUCAAGUGCACAGACGUCAUUGGGGAUGUAUCGUUAUUCUGCUGGCUUAACAAAUACAUUAAACAUACUUGUACAUGCUGUAAAGCCUUAUUUUCCUUUAAGCACAACACAGGAGAUAUUAGAUGAAUUGAGACCAACACUAUAUCCCCUCGAUCGUGCACCAAUGUUUAUGAAAAUGGAAUUGUUAGAAUGGUUUUUACCAUUGCAAUUAUCUCCUAAAUAUCAUUCGAUUGGACAUGAAUUAUGGUUUAAUGAAUUCAUGUCUUUAUGGGAAGUCUGUAAUAAUGCACCAAAAUGGGAAAACGAAAUGAUGAAUUUAAUGGCAAGAUUGGCUUCCUACAACAUUGGUUACAUAAACUGGGAACCAUAUAUUCCAUUAAUGUUCACUAGAUUUGUGAGAUCUUUGGGAUUACCAGUAGCAUACAACAAACAGAGGACAUCUAGUUGUCACAAACUAGAUACUAUGGCUAUAUGGAUAGUAUCAGUAUUGGGACAUGGUUCAAGUGCACAAAUGUAUUUCGAAAAAUUCUUGAAAACAAUAGAUACAUACCUUCAUCCAGCCAACUGUGGUCAAUGGUUGGUAAGGUUAAAGGAUCUCCUUAUGAAGCUUUCAUAUCACUUUAUCAGACGUCUGCGCAGAGAACGCUAUCCUAAACCAACAUGGGAGACACCUGUGCCUGACGAGUACAAAUUAACUGAUAGCGAUGUCGAUGCAUUCGUUAAAAGCAUGAUGCCGGUAGCUAUGACGGCCAUGUUCAGCAAAACAGGUUUUAGCAAUGUUUCUGAAAUAUUAUAUCACCUUGCUUCUAUGAGACCCAGUUUAGUCAUUCACGAUGUGUUAGAGAAUGUGUCUCCUGUAUUGGGCUCGCUUACAACAGAAUCGUACAAACUGUAUACAUCAUUAAGCUACUUGGAAGCUAUAGCUGGACCAAUGGUUGAAGGAUCUAGAAAUGUUAAUAAAGGGUAUACAUACCCUGAAGGACCAACGCAUGUUCUACCAUUAUUAUUUUUACUGUUGCCUGGUAUCGAUCCAAGCGACACAGAAAAGUGUUGCAUAAUUUUUCAUCUAAUUGCAUUUUAUGUCGCCUAUAUACCAAUCGCGGAUGCUCCUGAUCCAUCUACGGCAAUGGAUGAAGAGGAAACAUUAAUUUAUGAGACAACCUCCAAAUUCGAAGACUUUGUCUUACAAUUUUUUGAUAGAGUAUUUUAUUUCAUUGAUGCCACCUCCUUGGAAUCAGUUCGAUUAGAGAGUAGUACCGACAAUAGCAAAAGUAAGAUAGAGGUAGUUAUUCAAACUGUACUCCAUGAAGUCUGCUCAAUUGUGUUGGCCCAGACUAAUCAGAAGAUUUUUGAAUGCGCUUUGCACAAACUGCGUGCGUUCGUAACUGAGCAUAUUCUUGAAACUAAAGUCGCUGGACAAUUGGCCGCAUUGAUAUGUAAAUUAUUCGCCCGUGUCAAUGGAGAAGCAACGUUGCGUUCAUUGGUACCCCUACUUUCGGAAACUAUUCUGAAGAUCACAGACGAAAGUAAUGACAUUACUAAAGAAGAGAAUUUGGACAAUCGUCUUUUGUAUGUUAUGUUAUUGUUAUCUGCUCUCGUGGAUACUCGUGGGAAACACUUGCUGCCACAUAUGGAUCAAUUGACUACCGUUCUUGAUCGAGUGCUAGUUUUAAAGUCAAGAGAAGGAAACAAUUUGGCUUUCACAUUGUUAGGAUCUAUUAUGUAUUCGUUGUCUCAAGUUUUACCAGAUCGAUUCGAAACCACUGAGGUUAUACAUUGGGGCCAGAGAUUGGAAAUUAAUUCUUUGAAAAUUGAAUGGUACAUUCCCGAGGAAAAAGAAAUGACUGUAUUAAAGCAAAUAUUCUAUAAGUAUUUAUUGCCUGAAAUAAGUAAGCUACAGAAAUAUUGUGAAGACUGGAAAACAUUAUCAAGGGAUGAGCUGCUGACUAGUUUGAACAUUGUGAACAGUAUUGUUCAAGGUUGUGAAUCCGUAUUACCGUUAUGGGAAGAGGAACCACUAAUUUUAGUGAAAUCAUCUUUAAAGUCUGUGCCCUUUAAACCAACGAUUGGCGUACGUCAAAUAAUCACAAUGCCAGAUGGUAGCAACGUAAGACGCUUUAUCGUAGAACUUAUGAAUAAGUUUCAGAAAGUGAUACUGAAGCAUGUAGAAGAUGAUACAAAAAGUUUACAAGUUUUAGUGGAUAUUUGGAAUAGACUUUUAUUGGGGGAGAUCCACCGUAUCGAAGAUUGUGACAUAAGACGUAGGCAUUUUAAAGUCGCGAACAAACUUUUCAAAAAUAAAUUAGUAGGAAAUAAAGGAUUAUUGAAGCCGUUUGUACUGCAAUGCGCCGAUAUCCAACACGACACGCGUGUACGUUCGCAGGGCUUCAACUUAACGCAAACUCAUAAAGAGAUUAUGCUACAACUUUUUACAUUAUCCACCAGCAGAUACGCUGAUGUGCGACAACAGGCUCAAUAUCAUCUAUUUCGCGCUCUUAGAUAUUUCAGUUACUCUUAUACGUUUAUUGUACCAGAAUUAAUUGAUAUAUUAAAAAAGGACGCAGAGGAGUACCACGACGCGCAUAAGGGUGCUUUGUAUAUUUUGUUCAGUUCUUCAGAAGAGUCUAUCAUAAUGAAAUGUGAUUGGAAAACGCUACGAUCUUUAUGGCCAGCUUUAGUACUGUCCAAGAUAUCCGAAAAACUAUCUGUGGUGCGAUUGAAAGAUAUUUUAGUGCAUUCUGUGAAUAAACGUUUUCCCACGUUUGCCAUUUCACACGAAAUACCAGAAGCUUGUUUAACAACUGCAUCCAAGUUAUGGACAAGUGAACCGCGACCAAAUUUUCCUUUGCCAACCGAGAACGAGAUAGAACAAGGCUUGGAAGCAUUUAAAGAGGUCGGAAAGAAUAAUUUAGCUUAUUACACCGGCUUGAUGGACGAACUAUUGAACGCUCUUCUGGAGAAGAAUUUGCACUGGAGACAUCGAUUGAUGGCGAUGUAUUUCAUCCGAAAUUUAGUUCACCCUGAACAGAUCUAUCCACCGAAAGUCAUUCGUUAUUUCAUGGGAGCGUUGAUACACGAUUCAUUACAAGAAAGACAAAUCGCUACCAGAGUAGCCGUAUACAUUUUGAAACAAUUGAAACGGAAACAUCCAAAAGUACUUAUCGAUCCUCCUGCUUUGCCAGAGAUAAGUGAAGCGCAAGAUUCGCAAGAUCAGUACAAGAAAUUGGUACCAGGACCAAGACCAGACAACGCUUGGCUACAAUAUAAUUACGAAACUCGUCCUCUGACCCCAGAACAAUGGGAUGAGCCUAAAUUCGUUCACAACACGUAUACUGGAUAUUACACGUGGCCAAAGAAGAUAGAAAUAUACGCGCCGUCGUCUGAACAACCGUGCUUAGAUUCGAAUGUUCGAAAGUUAACGGAACACGAGAAAGAAGUAGAUCACUUUUUCAAUGACCCACAGAAUAUUGAGAAACUAAUAACGUUUUUCAGUAUCGAAGAGAAAGUUGAUAAAUUCAAUGGUCUUAGAUUUUUAGUUUUCAAAGGUGUCUUUCGUAACCAUGGAAUAGUGUACUUGAAGCAAUUUUUACCACAUUUGUACAAGCUAGUUGAGGACAAACAGAAAGGUAGCCAAAGAUGCGCGUCUGAGAUAAUCGCUGGAAUUAUUCGAGGCUCUAAACAUUGGCCAUUCCACAUGGUUUCCGAAAUGUGGGAAAAUCUGUUACCAAUUAUAAGACACGCGAUAUCUAAUGUAACGGUUGAAUCUCAAAUGGAUUGGGGCCUGUGUUUUGCAAACGCUCAGCGACACAGAGAUCCAAAUAGACACCAUUGGUUAUUGGAAUGCUUAAUGGAAGAAUCACAUCUUGGUGAUUCGGAGGCGUCUUUUGUCGAAUGUGGACGUUUGCUUAUCCUGCAGGCGGCACUCGAUGAACAAUCGUGGCGAGUUUCAGAAUUGUUACAACGUCUGCUAGAACGUACAGAAGAUAGGCUGCUAGCGAGUCCCUUUGAGAAUGUGAGAGGAAGAUUGGGUUCCGUUUUAGUGAGCGUAUUCAACGUGAGCUUCAGGUUUCCAAAUUCCUCAAGUAAUCAGUGGACACCCAGAGUAGAGGAUUUAGUAAAUAAAAUACUACCGAGAUUGCAAACUCUUGUCACCGAAAGUGCUUUAGUAUCAAGUAAGGAAGAACACUCUUUAUCCGCUCAGGUAGCAAACGUUAAUUUCAAUGAUUCCUCUACGGACUCUGAAAAAGUCGCGAAGGACCGUGAGAUAGCGAUUCGAUUGUUCAAAACAGUUUGCAAAUGGAUCUCAAUUACCGUCCUCCGUUCUCCGAGUGGUAUACAGCCAGAGUUUUAUAAAAUAUUUCCUAUUAUAUGUCAACUUGAAAAUUGUGACACAGAUGAGGAAUUGGCCAAAUUAUGUACCCAUACUUUAGCAUUACUUGCACAAGGGCUCACUCUACCGCGUGACUUGCCACUAGUCUUAGACAAAGUAGUGAGCAUGUCGAAGCACGCGUCGUGGUGGACGAGGUCCACUUGUUUGCAAUUCCUUCAAGUAUUGAUAUUUCAUAAUAUCAGUACAUUUUUAAGUAACUCCGCGUGGGUCAGUUGCGUGAAGGAUACAGUCAUAUAUUUGUUGGAAGAUGAACGCGUUGAAGUGAGAAAAAGUGCUGGCCAAUGUCUCAGUGGACUGUUGCAUUGUACGUUUAUACCAAACCAAGAAAAAUUAUUGGAGGAGUUUAAGAAGAAAGCGAAAACCAAAUUGUAUAAGAAAGAUAAUUUAAAUCAGCAGAAGGAGACAGCAAGGAAGGAAUUAAAAAUUGAUGCUAUAAGAAUUCGUCAUGGAGCUAUAUUAGGGCUAUGUUCAUUCAUUCAAGCCCAUCCGUAUGAUAUUCCUGACUAUGUUCCAUCAAUUUUUGAAUUCCUCAGUCCUUUCAUGAAUGAUCCACAACCAAUACCGACAACGAUUAGGAAGACUCUGGAUGAUUUUAAGAGAACCCAUUAUGAUGGAUGGAGAGGGAUAAAUGGGUAUUCGCAACAUUUCACACAAGAACAAUUAACUAUAUUGCAAGAUUUAACGAUACCUCCGCCCCAUUAUUCUUAAUAGAAGUAUUUCAGUUUGUAUCAUAUGUUUCCUAUGGUUGUUAUAUAGCAUUUUUUACGUGCAAUUCUGCACGCUGAUCAUGAAACAUAGUUUUAAUCACAAGAAUCAUAAUCGCGAGAACGAUUAUGAACAAACAAAAAAUAAAACUUCGUUUAUAGUAAUAACAAUGUAAUUGGACGAAAAAUAUUUAGAGAAUACUUAAUUGGUGUUGUACAAUGAAAAUAUAAUACGUUUAUUAAAAUUUAUUUGUUGCCGUGAAGAAGGAAAUAGAAAAUGAAAUUACAAGUUUUUAAUUAAAGCUAUGAAAGACCAAGUAUGGAGACUAUACCAGUGUUCAGAGGAAUUUAAAAAAUGGUAAUGUUUAUACUAAUUACUAAUUUUAAAUUUAUCGAAAGUUGUUAUUUAUGCUCGUGUAAUAUUGAUUACAAAUGAUUACAGUUCUAUUGACGAGACAGUUGUACGAACUCUCCUUUUUAUAUCAAACUAAAUGCUAUGUACAAAAAAAAUAAAGAAAAUUAAUGUACUGUGUACAAAGCAAAAGAAAUC
Messenger RNA from Megalopta genalis, 6608 nucleotides. RefSeq names its product proteasome activator complex subunit 4A. Gene Ontology annotation, cellular component: cytosol; nucleus. Gene Ontology annotation, biological process: proteasomal ubiquitin-independent protein catabolic process. The record is from RefSeq and is a predicted model, not a curated record. NCBI's taxonomy places the organism in Eukaryota, Metazoa, Arthropoda, Insecta, Hymenoptera, Halictidae. Gene Ontology annotation, molecular function: peptidase activator activity; proteasome binding.